GAGAGAGAGAGAGAGAGAGAAAGAGUCAUGGUUUUUGCUUUGAUUGUUCUUCUUAUACGCCUGUUCAUCGCCAUCAUUAGCGACCCAUUUUCUUGAAGUCUUGAUUUUUUUCAUUUCAAAAGCCAUUAAAGUAUUUUCUUUUCUUAUCUCUGUGCAAAGAUUGGAAGGUGUUGAGGUGAAAAAAAAUGGGAUUUAAAGAGUCUCUUUUCGUGGGUCGGAUCUCUUUGUUGUACUUAAAACAAAGAACUGUCACAUCUCAACUCCUGAUUCUCGUCUGAUCAUCUCCACUGAAACAAAAGCAAGCAACUUUUUUGAUCUGUUUUCUCUGCUUCUUGAUCUGGAUUUUGAUUCUCGUUUCUCUGCUUCUUCACCAUUUAAGGUGUCUUCUUGGUCACAGCAAUAAGAUCAUUAAAAAUGCAGUAUUUUUGAAGAUUUGGGGUAAGAAAUGAGCUACUGAUCCUGUUUGCUUUACUGGGUAUUUUUUAUUUUUCAGUGAUCGACUUCCAUUGAUUUUUGAUGGAACAAAAUCAAGAGAAGAAAUUUGUUUGCAAGUUUUGCCACAAGAGGUUUCCGUGUGGGAAGUCCUUAGGUGGUCACAUAAGGACUCAUAUGAAUAAUGAGAAUUCUGCUGUAGCAGAGGAAGGAGCAGCUGAACUCACCAUAAACAAGCUUCUCUGCAGCAGUAACGCAAGGAACAUCGAGAGAGCUGCUGAGCCUGAAGCUGGUGGCCAAUCUGGUUAUGUCCUUAGGGAGAACCCCAAGAAAACCAAGAGGUUUACUGAUUCAGGCAACUCUUCUGUAGUCAAAGAGAUGGUUUGUAAAGAAUGUGGUAAGGGUUUCCAAUCACUGAAAGCUCUUUGUGGUCACAUGGCUUGUCACUCAGAGAAAGAUAGGGUCUUUCAGAAGUUUGAGGAUCAUUCAGGUAAUAGUGAGAAACAGAAGUUGAUAAUGGAUAGUCAGUCAGAUACUGAAACAUCAGCUCCAAGUAGGAGGAGGAGAUCCAAAAGAAUAAGGUACAAGACAAUUGGCGUUUACUCUAAUAAUUCAGUUUCUUUGGCAAAUGGUUCUUCAUCUGCAUCAGAGAUAGAGCAAGAACAAGAAGAGGUGGCGAUGUGUUUGAUGAUGCUGUCAAGGGACGCUGGUUGUAAGAAAGGAUUGAAUUCAGUUGCCGACUCUUCAGAUAACAAUUCUGUCGUUUUGGAGGCUAAAUCAUCCUCUAUUGAUCUGAAGAUUACUAUUAAGAAUGACACGAAAUGUGUUUCUAAUGGUGGUGACUUUUUGAAGAUGAAAAUGCCAAGAGACUGCAAGUUGAAAUCUGCUAAGUCUGGUCCUUCUUCUGAGAAUUCUGAUUCUGGGUAUUUUACGAACGGUCCCAAGAAGGUGGAAUCAGAUGUUUCUGUCGAUGGGUUUCUCAGGAAUGUUGGAUUGAAGAAACUUAAGGUGGAGUCCGGAUCUGGAUUUGAAGACUUUGAUGCAAAAAUUGGGAAGAGUUCGAGUAAUUUCAAAUGUAUGAAAGCAGAAUUUCCAAAGGAUUUGGUCAGUGAAGUGGGGGACAAUCAAGCAGAUAGAGCUUUGACUAAGUAUGAUUUAAGAAAAAGUGCCAAGAAAGAUUAUUACAGUCCUGAAUUUUUGUGCAACAAUUCUCCAAAGGGAAACAAAUAUGAGUGUUUGACCUGUAACAAGACCUUCGAUUCCCACAGGGCUCUUGGAGGACACAGAGCAAGCCACACCAAGGUCAAUGACUGCAGUGAGUCGAUACAUGAGAGCGGUGAAGAUAGCUUAGCAAAUGAUUCUUUUCCAGUUCCAAUGACUGAUAGCAAAGUUACCAAGUCCUCCCAUCAUAACAAAAGCCUAAGUACUCCUCGUGGUUCCUCGGGCAAUGCUGAGAAAAGAUUGGGAUCGAAGAAAAACAAAGGACAUGAGUGCCCAUUCUGCUUCAGGGUUUUCAAGUCAGGCCAAGCUUUAGGAGGUCACAAGAGGUCCCAUUUUGUUGGAGGUUCUGAGGACAGAACAGUUGUGAUCAAGCAAGACACAGCAGAGAUGCCAGGUCUAAUUGAUCUCAACCUUCCUGCUCCUGUUGAGGAAGAUGCAAUGGGGAAUGCUGGGUUCAUGCCAUGGUAGAUUGGAAGCACCACAAGCAUGAUUCUUGCUAAAUGAGGGAAAAUUUUUGGGCAUUGGUUCAUCAUGAUGCAAGAGAUUUUUUAAGAGUGUAUAGACAAGUAAAUUUAUUUUCUAUUUUCUGUUUUCCCUUGGCCUCAGAUUCAAGUUGAUCUUUGCUAAGGUAAAUGUUUCCCCAUCUGCUGCUUUUGAACUGUGAAGGGUAGGUUCUCUUGCAUUUAAAAGUUGUUUCUUUUUUAUUCAUCUAUAUGUUCUUGGAUUAUAUCUUCAUUCUUACAACAAUUUUCAAUUCUUUGUC
This is a messenger RNA of Theobroma cacao (cacao), 2416 nucleotides long. The record is from RefSeq and is a predicted model, not a curated record. NCBI's taxonomy places the organism in Eukaryota, Viridiplantae, Streptophyta, Magnoliopsida, Malvales, Malvaceae.